GUCCGACCCGCCGGCCUACGCCAGGGGCUGCGGGGCGGCGUGGGUUAUGUGCCGCUGCCGCAGCGGUUGCCCGCCUCUCCCCGUCCGUUCGCCUUCCCCUCAACGCUAGCUCCUUCCUCCGGGUGGUUUGAAAUGAACUGCUGUUCCCCACCCGGGUUCCCGCCGCCACCGUAACCGCCCGACGGAGAAGGGGAGGGGACAAGAGCGUGGGGCGGGGAAGAGGAGGGCGGCCUGGAGCGGCGCGGCUCCUCUCCGCCGAACGCUCCGGUUCCAGCGGGCGCCUCACGGGGGGAACUAGGGGAAGUCGGGUGGGGAAGAACAGGGUGAAGCAAGGUAGCAGCCGCCUUGCUGCCGCCGCUGAACGGUCCGUGCCCGGCGAGCCGCCGCGCUCGCCCUGUGGCGGCUUCUGCCUCUUGUUCCUUGGACUCUGGGCGUGGGGGAGCGAGGGAAGGAAGCCUGAGGUCGUUCCGGGACCGGCGAGCCCUCUCGCAGCCGUGGAAGGGGAGGGUGAAGCAAACCUCCCGCCUCCCCCGGUAAGGAGUCGCGGUGCUGCGGCAGGCUGGCCCGCAGGACCGGCGAAUAAAAAUGGGAACUCCUGGAUCAGGACGGAAGAGAACUCCAGUGAAAGACAGAUUUUCUGCAGAAGAUGAAGCUCUGAGUAACAUUGCCAGAGAGGCAGAAGCCAGGCUUGCAGCCAAACGGGCAGCUCGAGCAGAAGCAAGAGAGAUACGUAUGAGAGAGCUGGAGCGACAGCAAAAAGAGUUUUCUCAGCGUUCAUGUGAUAGAAAAUGGGCUCAUAUACAGAAAUGGAUGAGUUCUAUGGAUGCCAGUGGGUCUCACAGAAGCAGAGCAAGUACCUCCAGAAGGAGAGAUCUUGUGUGUGACAGUGCUAAGGAUAGAUCUACAAGAUACUCGAGUCAUGCUUACAGUGAAUCUCAUAAUUCCAAGAAGAAAGCCGCUUAUUCCCAUAAAGAUCUAUUGAGUGGAAUUUACUAUGAUCAAAGAAAUUAUAGCAGCCUUAGAUAUAGUAAACCAGUUCCUUCCGGCCUUACUCGGUUGUCUUCCCUAUACAGUGAUCCAGUGGCAACAACUACGAGUUACAGGGUGUUUCCUUCUGUAAACACUGGUUUGAUAAGAAGUACCAGUUGGGCAUCGUUGUGUGGCGAUGGAUUACGUAGCUCAUAUAGUUCUCACACUCCAUCUGAAUCUAGUUAUUCUUCAAGAUCAAGCUCAGUUCGCAGUAGUCCUGUGUACUCUGAUUUUUCUGAUCAAAGUGAAACUGCUGCUGACUAUUUCAGUCGUUCCAACCGCAGGGGAAGCAUUGUUUCGGAUGCAGACGAUGUCCAAGGUUUGAAUAGUCUGGAAGAAAAGAGUGAAAAAUCACAAUCAGAAAUAUUUUCAAGGCCAUCAUCGCGCAAUUCAGUAAGUGUAACUCCUCUGAGCGGCAACUCCUCUAGGAGAGGAAGCGGAGACACGAGCAGUUUGGUGGAUCCUGAUGCCUCCCUCAGUGAAUUACGGGAUAUCUAUGAUCUUAAGGACCAGAUACACGAUGUAGAAGGGAGAUACAUGCAGGGACUUAAAGAACUAAAGGAUUCACUAGCUGAAGUUGAGGAGAAGUACAAGAAAGCUAUGGUCUCCAAUGCUCAACUAGACAAUGAGAAAAACAACUUAGUUUACCAAGUGGAUACUCUAAAGGAUGUCAUCGAGGAGAAAGAAGAACAGAUAGCAGAGUUCUAUAGGGAGAAUGAAGAGAAGUCAAAGGAAUUGGAAAGGCAGAAACACACAUGCAGUGUUCUACAGCAUAAGCUGGAUGAACUUAAAGAGGGUCUUCGACAGAGAGAUGAAUUGAUAGAGGAGAAUCAGCGCAUGCAGCAGAAUAUAGACUCCAUAACCAGAGAGGUGUUUGAUCUCCAGGAGACAAUUAAUUGGAAAGAUAAAAAAAUAGGGGCCCUAGAAAGACAGAAAGAUUACUUUGACUGCAUUAAGAAUGAGCGAGAUGAGCUCAGAGAGGAGUUGGCUGACCUGAAGGAAACAAUGAAGAGAGGAGAGAAACAUGGAUUAGUUAUCAUUCCAGAUGGCACACCAAAUGGUGAUAUAAACCAUGAAUCAGUGGUUGGUGCAGUAACGGUUGUAUCGCAGGAAGCUGCUCAAGUCUUGGAAUCUGCAGGAGAAGGACCACUAGAUGUCCGACUACGAAAACUGGCUGGAGAAAAGGAGGAAUUAUUGUCCCAGGUUAGAAAACUGAAGAUGCAGUUGGAAGAAGAACGACAGAAAUAUUCUAAAAGCGAUGGCAUGAACCCAGAUACCAUAGGCUUAGAGAAUGGUUCCGACCUGCAGCUGAUUGAAAUGCAGAGAGAUGCCAACAGACAAAUCAGUGAAUACAAAUUUAAGCUUUCGAAAGCUGAACAAGAUAUAACUACCUUGGAACAAAAUAUUGGACGACUUGAGGGGCAGGUUGCGAGGUAUAAAAAUGCAGCAGAAAAUGCAGAAAAAGUAGAAGAUGAACUCAAAGCUGAAAAGAGGAAGCUUCAGCGAGAGUUAAGAACAGCACUGGAUAAGAUAGAAGAGAUGGAGAUGACCAAUAGCCACUUAAUGAAAAGGCUGGAGAAGAUGAAAGCAAAUAGGACUGCGCUUUUAUCUCAACAGUGAAAUGGAAAUUGAAAAUAUGAUGCACUGCUCCUUGAAUAACUAGCCCCUAGCUUGUUUUUAAAUACAGGCUUUCAUUGGCACAAACUAUUUGAACACUGAGCUGUUCAUAGGCAUUUUAGUUUCAUAAUUAAAUGGCAUACUUCAUUUUGUAACUUAUGAGAGAAUGAAAUUUAGUUUGAAUUCCUACGUGAAUGACAGCAAUUUUUCUGUAGUGUUUGAUUCUAGAGUCGGAGCUGGAGCACAAUGCUGUAUGCUCGACUUAACGAUAGAAAAUGUUUUUACAACUGUGGAAUCAAGUUUACUCACGAUCUCUUUUGGCUGCUUUAAUGAUGCUUGAUGCUCGGAGACAACUGCAUGAAUUCAAGAAGACACUGUAUUACUGUAUUAUAAACUAACAUAUAUUUGCUCAAGACAUCACACAGCACAAGUGCCUUUUAUCUGGUGCAAUUUAGACUUCAUUGUUGAAAUAACCUUUGAAAUCAGAUGUUUUAUUUUAAGAUACGUUUGGGUAUUCACUAAACUUUAUACAUUUUGAAAAUACAUUUUUGUAAAAUAUUUAAAUUUUUUAAAAGAAAAAUAGAGACUGUAUAUAAAAAUCUGCUUUUUUUGCAUGGACACAUCUGAGUUCUAGGUAAUUUUGUCAAAUACUAGCCCCUGAUACUCUUAGUAUUAAGAGUGCAGAUUUAAAAUCUUCAGUUGUACACCAUCGAUUUAUAUGUCAUCUGCUGCUUAAGUGUGAAUUGAAAUUUUAGGGUGGGAGGAAGGGGUGGGAAAUGUGGCUAAGGAAUUUAUUAAAUGGACACUUUACUGACCAAA
Calidris pugnax (ruff) is the source of this 3465-nucleotide messenger RNA. RefSeq names its product leucine rich repeat (in FLII) interacting protein 2 (gene LRRFIP2). NCBI's taxonomy places the organism in Eukaryota, Metazoa, Chordata, Aves, Charadriiformes, Scolopacidae. The transcript is spliced from 26 exons. Bases 586 to 2649 code for a protein of 687 amino acids. Gene Ontology annotation, biological process: regulation of DNA-templated transcription. The record is from RefSeq and is a predicted model, not a curated record.